AUGAAAAAUGCCGUUAAAGAUGUAAUAUCAAACCACAUGGGUUUAAGAGAAGCUGUAGAGCGAAAUGAUGUAAAGUUUCAAACUCUGGCACGUUAUGUAAACAAACAGAAAAAAUCUCCAAAUGAAUCAAUAAGCAUGAAACCAAAAUAUGAUACAAGAAGAAUUUUUACCGAUGAGCAGGAAAGUUCGUUGGUUAAUUAUGUCUUACAGUGUUCAAAGAUGUGCUACGGAAAAUCGACAAAAGAUGUGAGAAUCUUGGCUUAUGAAUUAGCUAUUGCUAAUAACGUUAAUGUUCCUAAGUCAUGGAAGGACAACAAAAAAGCUGGCGUAGAUUGGUUAAAUGCUUUUAUAAAACGUCACUCCAAUAUAAGUAUUCGGCAACCAGAAGGAUGCAGUUUAUCACGAGCAACAUCUUUUAAUCAUCAUAAUGUAAAUACAUUUUUUGAUAAUUUAGAACGUGUCAUGCAACGAUGUGAUAGUUUUUCCGAUGGAAGUCGGGUGUAUAACAUAGAUGAGACCGCAACAACGACGGUCCAACGAUCCAAUAAAAUUUUAGCACAGAAGGGUGUAAAACAAAUAAGUAAAUGUACGAGUGGUGAACGUGGUAGUUUAGUAACCACUUGCUGUAUUAUAAACGCUCUAGGAAAAACAGUACCUCCAGUUAUGGUGUUCCCAAGAACUCACUUUAAAACCCAUAUGAUACAUGGGGCUCCUGCAGGAACACUAGGGUUAGCUAAUCCCAGUGGAUGGAUGACGAGUGAACUGUUUGUUGAUGUCAUACAACAUUUCAUUAAACGCACCUCAAGUUCUGUUGAUAGACCGACAUUACUUAUCAUGGAUAACCAUGAAACCCAUUUAUCCAUUGAUUGUAUAAAUUUAGCAAAAGAGCACGGAAUUACACUUUUAACGCUGCCACCGCACUGUUCGAACAGACUCCAACCCCUAGACGUAUCAGUUUAUGCCUCCUUCAAAGCUUUCUAUAACGCAGCGAUAGAUUCAUGGAUGCUAAGACAUCCUGGAGUACCAUUCACAAUAUACCAAGUCGCCGAAUGUGUAGGUGUCGCAUUUGAAAAAUCUAUGACGCCGGUUAAUAUCAAAUCAGGCUUCAAAAAGCAUAUGCCAGAAAGGACAACGUCACGAAGGUGUGCUCAUUGCUCUACAAAGACUGACGUUCAUAGAUCCAAGUGGAGCUGCACUACAUGCAAAGUUGCGCUUUGCUUGACAGAAACAAGAAAUUGUUUUAAGGAAUUCCAUGCCAAAUAA
Molecule: messenger RNA, 1263 nt
Organism: Zophobas morio
Lineage: Eukaryota; Metazoa; Arthropoda; Insecta; Coleoptera; Tenebrionidae
Product: tigger transposable element-derived protein 6-like
Exons: 1
Coding region: 1-1263 (420 amino acids)
Cellular component (GO): nucleus
Molecular function (GO): DNA binding
Source: RefSeq, a predicted model, not a curated record